GUGUCCACCGCGGGUGUCCUCAGUGGAAGCGAGAUGGCUUUGAACCAGUUGGCCGAGCAGAGGAGUGCUCUGGUAGCGGCUUUGCAUGCUCGAGCGUCCAGGGUCAUCGCAUCUACAAACUCUGAGGGUGUUGAGUCUAUGACCGCAAUGGAGACGGGUGAGAUUUCAGAUACCACGGGCGACCAGAUGAUUUGGUUUGCACGGAUUCGGAACAUGGUCCAGCGUGGUUUGGAACGGAUGUUGAUGCAGCCCGGACACAGCGAGGCCCACGGCGACCAGUCGUCAACGGGAUCCUUGCAGCCAGAGGUUGUGCAGGAAGAGGUACGCAAGGCGGUGCAGCUAGCUAUGCAGGGUCGUGACACGAAGGUGAGCGAGCUGCAGAAUGAGAAUGCGGAGCUGAAACAGCUUUUGAUGGCGAUGAUCAAUGCAAGUACGGAGGGAGCAGGCGGUGAGGCCAAGGCGCACCGAUGCGAGGGGAUCUUCGUGCUGAACGAGAGGACGGAGGCGGGCGUCUCCGUGCUCCUCCCGGCCUACCUGGGUACCAGUCCAUCAGGAGUCAGUCCCGAAGGCGGCAACGGUGAAGAUGUUGCAGGAAAGUCUAAGGGAACUUCUGAAGCCGCUCCUUCGGGGAGGGCAGGGAUCGGUGGCCAGGAGAGCGCAGAGGACAAGAGUCCGAUGGCGUCGAUGGACUUGCUGGCCCAAGGCAUCCAACAGCUACAACAGUUGCAGCUCAAGAAGGAUUUCCAGGACCCUGAGCUGCUCAAGGGCAAUAUCACGUUGCCCGUGCUUCCGGAGCCCUACCAGGACUCCAGUGCUGUGAUGUUCUUGGAAUGGAUCUACGAGGCGGGCCAGUUGAUCGGAUCCAUCACGGACAAGGCCACCAACUGGUGGCUUGGGAACUUGGAACUGGCAAAGAUGGCGUAUUACAAGUUCCAGGCCGAGACCCCCCUGAAGAGGCUUUCCAUAACUGUCGGCAACGAUGAGGCGGUGGAUGGAGAAAAGUGGGUUCGCCUGGAAAGGCGAGUGAUGGCGCUGCUCUUGGCCACAAUGAACUCGACGAUCAAGGCGGAGAUCACCAUGCUGCGGAUUGACAAGGUCAAGAGCUGCCUCUUCAAGCUCUUCACAAUCUACGCCCCUGGAGGCGCGAGCGAGAGGGCAAGCUUGAUCAAGCAGCUUGAGCAUAUCCAGCCCCAGAACAACGUCGUAGAGAUGAUUGCCGCGCUCCACAAGUGGAAGAAGCUCAUUGGCCGAGCAGCUGAAAUGGGAGUCUCCCUGCCCGAUGGAAGUGUGCUCCUUGUUGCACUGGAGGCGGCCAUCAAGAACCUCACGGAGAACAACAAGGACAUCAGUUUCAAGCUGAACAUGGCUAAGAGUGAGCUCGGGCUUCCCUACAAGCCGGCCUUGUCCGCGGUGCUCACGUACGCGGACCAUGUCAUUGCGGAGCUCCAACAGGUGAUCCCUUUUAGCAACCAGAUCGCUAAGCUGAAGGGUGCGAGCGUGGAUCCGAGGACGCCUUCGUCAUCCACUUCUCCGACUGGGAAGGGCCAGGGACAGAAGCAACAGCCACCCUGUAAGUUUUGGGCUACUGAUGAAGGGUGCCGCCGUGGUGCCAAUUGCAAGUUCACGCAUGCCUUUGCCAGCAAGGAGGACAAGAAGGCCAGUCCCUACGCCCUCUACCUCAGCUACAUCGACUUUGGAGCAUCCGUCCCGAACCGCGAUGUCUACGGCGACUACAACGUCGCCCUCUACCACGCUCGAUCCUCAGCUUACCCAGACCAGUCGAACACGGGCGAGAUCCGGGAGCUGGCGGAGCAGUUUCUUGCGAAGAUCAAGCGGUUGGCACCGAUGCAGACCCAGACCGACAAUGCGGUGGUGGACCUGGAGUUGAAGCGAGGACUACAAGUCCGUCAUCCACGUCAUGGGCUCCUCCCCACGAAACUCGUGGGCAACACGCCUGUCCUCCGGGAAGCGGAGGCAUUGCAGCUUAUCUCGGACCUUGAAGAGGUGGAACUCCAGAAGUUAAAGGCCCAGACCACUGAGGGAGUGAUCAAGGCGCUGGUGACGGAUGAGACUCCGACAACUUGGCUGGACCACUUGGAGGAGUUUGUGGCCACGGGUAAGCGAGCAUGCCUCCGGCGAAUGCUUAUGGACGACGAGGCUCCCAUCAAGGCGGCUACGGAGGAGGAGAUAGCAGUCCUGGUAGGAGUGGAGGAGAAGAUCCUGCUAUCAGACGAGGCGGGCGCGUUCUACUUGAAGUCUCUCCCCUACAACCGAGCUACGCGCAAGCGAAUUCUGAGGACGAGGUGGAUUGUGCACUUGUUCAAUGGAGAUGAGCAAGGACCUGAGUUCACCUAUGCAGAGUCCGAUGAUGUUAUGGUGGUCCGAAUGGAUGUGAGAACGUCCAAGGGGUUUGAUCUCCGAACGUAUGGACCCGCAGCCCGGGCUCUUUUAUGGGCAGCAGCGCGUGGACAGAUCGAGGGCGUCGUCGGUGGCCCACCACGUGGUUCGGAGCAUGGGUCAACGUUGUUCAAGAGAUUGAUGUUGACAUGGCUAGUGGCCAACUCUGGUGCAGUCCAACAAGCCCUGUGUGCCCCCCACUUCACGAUGGAGGGCAACAUGUACUUCUUGGCUUCAAGUUUGGAGGUGUCCCAGGGAAUGAAUAUUGAGGAGGCCGAAAUCAUCACGCUCAACUACAACACCCCAGCCUCUUCGUGGCCCACGACUUUGAAAGCAGGCCUGGCCCAGUCAAUGGUGAGUUGGCGCCGAAGUGACCUACGGCGACAUGAAGCCACGCUCUGCAAGGUUGUGGGAUCCCGGGAUCUCAACGCCAAGGACUUGGCCUAUUGGCAGAACCACAUCAAGAACAACCACGUUCCUUAUGACAAGAGGUGCCGUACAUGUGUGCGUGCCAGCGCGACUGGCCGGGCCCAUCGACGGUGCCUCACUCCAAGCUCCUACACUUUGUCUUUGGACAUAUGCGGCCCUAUGCGUACUCGGGGGGAGUCCCCAGAUGGCAAGGGGUACCGCUACCUCCUCGUCGGCGCCUACAGCCAUCCCAAGCUUGAGCUUCCACGUGAUGUGAAGCUCCCUCCAGUCGAGGAAGAGGAGGAGGUGGAGCCCGAGCUGGACCCUUUCGAGGAGGAGGAUGUAGCACCCCGUCCGGAGGACGAGGAUGACGAGGAGCAAAGGGCAAUGAACGAACGCUACAAGGAGAUCUACCGGGACAUUGGUGACGACAUCGAGUGCCAAACACUGCAUUUUGUGGUGCCAAUGGCCACCAGGACAUCGAAGGAGGUGCGGGCCAAGAUCCAGCAGAUCUACUUGCAGUUGCGCCAACAUGGACUCCCGUUGGUCCGUAUUCACUCGGAUAGGGGACUCGAGCUCAAGGCCAAGGAGACCCGAACGUGGAUGGCGGAUCGCGAUAUCCUGUCCACCACUGGUGAAAGCCAGCAGCCACAACAGAAUGGACGGGCCGAGGCCCUGGUUCGGGAUGUCAAGCGCAGAGUGAAGGUCCUCUUGCGAGCAGCUCAUUUGCCCAUGUCGUGCUGGCCUUUAGCAGCCGAGUUUGCAGCCCGAAGACAGCGAGAUCUGGCCUUGGGAAACCACGAGGACAAAGACCUCCCCUUUGGUGCCCCCACCCACGUGAAGCACAAGCAGUUUGGUCAAGGUGGGCGGUAUGAUCUACUGGAACGCUGGUGCGAGGGAGUCUUUGUGGGAUACUCCAAUGAUGUGAAGAAUGGAAGAGUGGUUCGCCACCCGGAUGGAACCUAUACUACCUCAGUUCACAUCAAGCCUUACUUGUUCGACCCGGGUGACCUGGUCGAGUUCGGGCCCUACGAAAUGGAACUACCAGUGCCUGAACGGCGAGUUCGAGGAAAGGCCACCUUAGCCCAACUGCUCCAGGAGCCCGACAACGAGAUCGACAAGUUCGCCAAGGACCUCCUGGACCACCAGAAGUUCACUUUGGAUGACGUGGUUGCGUUGUGGAAUGUUUUGCGAACGAAGGCAAGGCCAACGACAAGGACUACUCAAGGCAAUGGUCUUCAAUGGUUGGUGGGCCAGUACACCUACGGAAGCCUAUGUGGAGUUGUGCGGGACACGGAUCUCUACCCGGUUGCCACUAUGUAUCUGGUGCAGGCCUUCAAGAAACUGACGGGUCAUGAUGACUUCACCUCACUAUUGAUCACGGAAGAUGUGGGGAUGAGUUGCCACCGUGAUGUGCACAACCAUGGCCAACGCAACAAUGUACUUCUUCCUGUACUACAAUGUGACAGUGGAGGCGGUGUUUGGGUUGAAUCACAGCCUCGGGACUAUGACUACGCCGAUGAAUGGAAGGAACUCCCUAGAGGUGGAUGGCGCCGGGGGCGGAUUCACGAACUACAGAGAGGUGUUCCCAUUGAGAUCAACCCGAAGAUGUACCACUCUACUGAGCCAUGGACAGGAAGGCGGCUUGUCGUAACAACCUACACCCCGAGGACUACAAAGAUGACCAAACCGACCUACGACAUCCUCUGCAAGUACGGGUUCAAACCUCCUCCACUACCACCGCAGGUUCCCGACGAACUCCAACGAGCCGUCUUGAAGAUGAUGACUAUGGAUAGUCAGAGGGAGCCCGACGCAGUGAUGUUCCUUAUCAAUGAGGUUGAGGAGGAGAACCGCGAAAGGGCAAGAGAUGUGAGUCGGGAACUAUGCCAACUACAAGACGAUGUUCUUGCCAAGUUGCGGGAGAGGCAGGAAUGGUUGAAGGAGUUCCUGGCUGAGGAGGAGAUCCUGGCUGAGGAGCUACAGGCCGUCGGGGGAACGAUCAACGAGGAGAUCGAGGGCAUCAAUGGUGCAGUUCGGGAUCUACUUCGGGAUGUAGAGGAGAAGAUCAAGCUCACCGAGGAGAAGUGCCACUCCCUCUACCUCAGGGUUGCCAAUGUUACGGACGAGACCAAUAUCGGUGAUAUUGAGGAGCACCUCGCGAAUCUGAAGAAGGAUCUGGACGUGACAUUGGACGUUCCGUUGGACCAAGUGAAGGCCAACAUGGACAAAUGGGUUGAGCCUAUGAGCAAGGAGUUGUCCAACCUCGAGGAGAAAACGAACGCUAUCGAGCGGAAGACGAUCCAGGAGGCUCGCCAGAUGGAGCGCGAUGGCCUUUUGGUCCUCAUACCUGGCAAAGUGGUUUUCACUGUGAAGCCACCACCCCCUCUUUCGGAAGCAGAGCAACGAGGAUCGAAGACACCGCGUUGGAAACGCAAGGCGCGGAUUGUUAUCUGUGGCAACAUGGCCAGCCAGAAGCAUGAUCCCAACGACCUUUUUGCCGCUGGUGCAAGCGUUGAAGGGCUACGUCUGGGCUUAGCGUUGGCAUCGGCAAGGCUGUGGAUAGCAGCGGCUACGGAUGUGAGCGCGGCGUUUCUACAGGCUUUGUGGCCGGAAGGGAGACCAACCUAUGGGGUGCUCCCACCUAAGGUUUUGGUCCAAUCAGGGCUGGUGUCGGCGAACGUUGUGUUCAUCGUGAAGAGAGCCUUGUAUGGGCUCCGAGAGAGCCCGGCUUUGUGGUCGGCUCAUCGCACAAGCGUCUUGAAGAAGAUCAAGGUGAAGUGUGGCAAUGGUUUCAUGUGGCUGAAGCAGCUGGCCACGGAUGGCGAGCUGUGGAUGGUGCUGUGGACUCCUGAUGGUGGCAUCCCACAGCUGGUGGGCUUACUCGUCACCUACGUUGACGAUCUCCUGUAUUUGGCCAACAAGGAUACAAUUCUUCGGCUACACGGGGUAAUUGCCACUACAUGGCCCUGCUCGCCUUUGGAGUUCUCAACGGAGGGCUUGCGCUACCUUGGUAUGGAAUUGUUCCAGGAGGAGGCCGUGAUUACUCUAGGCCAAGAAGCCUAUGUCUCUAACCUUGUCCGGCUGCACAAUUUGGACUCUGAGGUGUCAUCCGGUUUGCCAUGUCCCCGUGAGUGGAUUCAAGAUGAUGAUGACAACGGAGAGGACGCGACCGAGAACUACAGCGAUGAUGAGCUAAGGAAAGCUCAGAAAAUCACAGGUGAAUGCCUGUGGUUGGCUUACCGAACAAGGCCGGACAUCCUGUACAUCACGAACUACAUGGCAUCGAUGACCUCAAAAAGGCCUGUGAAG
Symbiodinium sp. CCMP2456 is the source of this 6114-nucleotide messenger RNA. The record is from the annotation of a GenBank genome assembly. NCBI's taxonomy places the organism in Eukaryota, Dinophyceae, Suessiales, Symbiodiniaceae.